Lachnellula hyalina is the source of this 1242-nucleotide messenger RNA. RefSeq names its product Mitogen-activated protein kinase (gene spm1). Gene Ontology annotation, cellular component: cytoplasm; nucleus. Bases 1 to 1242 code for a protein of 413 amino acids. Gene Ontology annotation, biological process: intracellular signal transduction; protein phosphorylation. The record is from RefSeq and is a predicted model, not a curated record. The transcript is spliced from 6 exons. Gene Ontology annotation, molecular function: ATP binding; MAP kinase activity. Lineage: Eukaryota; Fungi; Ascomycota; Leotiomycetes; Helotiales; Lachnaceae.
AUGGCAGACCUUGCAGGUAGAAAGGUGUUCAAGGUGUUCAACCAGGACUUCAUUGUCGAUGAGAGAUAUACGGUGACAAAGGAGCUUGGUCAAGGUGCUUACGGCAUUGUCUGCGCGGCUACGAAUACCCAAACCCAAGAGGGAGUUGCGAUCAAGAAGGUCACCAAUGUCUUCAGCAAGAAGAUUUUGGCCAAGCGUGCGCUGCGAGAGAUAAAGCUAUUGCAACAUUUCAGAGGACACAGAAACAUCACUUGUCUCUACGAUAUGGAUAUUCCAAGACCGGACAAUUUCAACGAGACCUAUCUCUACGAAGAACUCAUGGAGUGCGAUCUUGCCGCUAUCAUUCGUUCCGGACAGCCCCUCACGGACGCCCAUUUCCAAAGCUUCAUCUAUCAAAUCCUCUGCGGAUUGAAAUACAUUCACUCUGCCAAUGUUCUUCACCGUGACUUGAAGCCCGGCAAUCUACUGGUUAACGCCGAUUGCGAGCUGAAGAUUUGCGACUUUGGAUUGGCUAGAGGAUUUUCUGUUGAUCCGGAAGAAAAUGCUGGAUACAUGACUGAAUAUGUUGCGACAAGAUGGUACCGUGCGCCUGAGAUUAUGUUGAGUUUCCAAAGCUACACGAAAGCGAUUGAUGUUUGGUCCGUUGGUUGCAUCUUGGCAGAGCUGCUUGGUGGUCGCCCAUUCUUCAAGGGUAGAGAUUAUGUCGACCAGCUGAAUCAGAUUCUUCACAUUCUCGGAACACCAAACGAGGAGACUCUAUCACGUAUUGGCUCACCAAGAGCUCAGGAAUACGUUCGCAAUCUGCCAUUUAUGGCUAAGCGACCAUUCCCAAGUCUCUUCCCAAACGCAAACCCAGAUGCUUUGGACCUCUUGAACCAUAUGUUGGCAUUCGACCCGUCGUCGAGAAUCUCGGUUGAGGAGGCUUUGGAGCACCCAUACCUUCAUAUUUGGCACGAUGCCUCAGACGAGCCAGGAUGUCCCACCACCUUCAACUUCGACUUCGAAGUUGUCGAAGACGUAGGAGAAAUGCGCAAGAUGAUUUUGGAUGAGGUAGCUAGAUUCCGCCAACACGUACGAGUCCAACCAGGCCAAGGAGGCGUGAACCAAGGACUAGCUGUGCCUAUUCCUCAAGGAGGUGGAACAUGGGGUGCCGAGGAUCCAAAACCACAGGAGAAUUACGGAAUGGGAGCUACAGGUUUGGAGCAGGAUUUACAAGGAGGUUUGGAUGCUAUGCAUCAAUAG